This is a messenger RNA of Rhododendron vialii, 1147 nucleotides long. Its product is annotated as cystinosin homolog. Gene Ontology annotation, cellular component: vacuolar membrane. The coding region runs from base 116 to 940 and encodes 274 amino acids. Gene Ontology annotation, molecular function: L-cystine transmembrane transporter activity. NCBI's taxonomy places the organism in Eukaryota, Viridiplantae, Streptophyta, Magnoliopsida, Ericales, Ericaceae. Gene Ontology annotation, biological process: L-cystine transport. The transcript has 8 exons. The record is from RefSeq and is a predicted model, not a curated record.
CAAUAUAUAAUUCCUCCUGAGGACCUUCACAAAACCAGAAUCUGGCGAAUCAAAAGCUUUGGUUCGUCACUUCGUCCAAUCCCGUUUCCUAGAGAGAGAGAGAGAGAGAGAGAGAAUGGCGUCGUGGAAUUCCGUUCACCUAGAAGUGUUAUCGAACGUCUUCGGAUGGACUGCCUUCUGUGCCUGGUCCAUCAGUUUCUACCCCCAAGUCAUCUUGAAUUUUCGCCGGAAAAGUGUGGUAGGGUUGAAUUUCGAUUUCGUGCUGCUGAAUUUGACCAAGCACUCUUCUUACCUCGUCUACAAUGCUAGCCUCUUCUUCAGCUCCGUUGUUCAGAAGCAGUACCGCGAGAGAUAUGGCCUCGAUCAGUUGAUACCUGUAGCUGCGAAUGAUGUGGCUUUUUCAACGCAUGCUGUUCUACUCACUGCGUUUACCUUGUUCCAAAUUGCUAUUUAUGACCGUGGAAAUCAGAAGGUCUCAAAGACUUGUAUUGCAAUUGUUUCUGUUGCGUGGUUAGCUGCAGCAGUUUGUGUUUUCAUAGCUUUGCCAAGCCAUUCUUGGCUUUGGCUAGUCUCCUGCUUUAACACACUGCAGGUUGUUAUGACUACCAUCAAAUAUAUUCCUCAGGCAGUCAUGAACUUUCGGCGGAAGAGCACCAUUGGUUUCAGCAUUGGCAACAUUUUACUUGAUUUGCUUGGAGGGGUGGCAAGUUAUGGCCAGAUGGCUGUGCAAUCUAUUGAUCAAAAUUCCUGGGUGAACUUCUAUGGAAAUAUUGGCAAGACCUUGCUAUCAUUUGUGUCAAUCUUCUUUGACCUACUCUUCAUUGUGCAGCAUUAUGUGCUCUAUCCUGCCAAGAAAACAGCUCUCUCUCCCGAUCCCGAUACGGUAAGCCAGGAGCCACUUCUUAAAUCUUCAGAUGGCCCAGAAAAAGAAAAGGUCUAGUCAUUACCCCUGGAUAUACAUUAUAUUGAACUUCAUAACUCCAUGUAAAAUUAAAGCCUGAAAUUGUGCAUUUUGUUGCUCCUGUUGCAUAGAAAAACCCCUCCUUUUGUAUACGAAGGUACUCGUCGUUGAAAGAAAAUUCUUAGCAAUUAAGGACAAUGUGUAUAGCCAUUGAAGUUAAUGUAAAUUGCUGGCUCUGAUUUAUUA